Iphiclides podalirius (scarce swallowtail) is the source of this 1680-nucleotide messenger RNA. NCBI's taxonomy places the organism in Eukaryota, Metazoa, Arthropoda, Insecta, Lepidoptera, Papilionidae. The record is from the annotation of a GenBank genome assembly.
AUGUACAGUGCUGAAAAAAUUUGCCACGGUUGCCUUAGUUCAGAUAGAAAUAUAGAACCAUUAGGUGAAUUAGCGGAUUUGUUUUACAUCCUAACAAGAAUUCCAGCCUCAGAAAUAUUCCUGUGCUGGGAGUGCAGAAAUGUGUUGUGGAAGACAUGGAGGUUCCAACGUCGCUUGCAUCAUGCCCAGUGCUUGCUGCAACAAGCUACUUUACAGAUGAAAAGCACCCAAACACUGAGUUUGUCAACGCUGAGCACAGUUUUUAAUGAGAAAUAUGAGACUGUACAUGAAAGUGUUGAAGACGAUACCAAGCAAACGCAAUUGAAACUUGAACCCGAAACAUCUGACAGAGAUGAGGUAGGAGAUGUUAAGGAGGAAGUAAAUGAUGUCAAUCACAGCGACUUUGAAGACCAGGCAGAGGAUCCAUACAAAGUUGAAGAGACAAAUGUAGAAAUUGAUACAACCAUAGAAAAGACAAAUUUGGAAAAUGAUACCAAAGAGGUUCAAGUAAAUAAUCCAUCGGAUAUAAAGCAGAAAGGAAAAGAAGUAAAAGAAAUGGACAGGAGACAGUGCAAAUACAUUAAGUAUGCCAUUGUCACUAGAAACGACUUCAAUACUGCUAUAGAUAAUUAUUGCAUCAAAGGUUUCCUAACGGAGGAGCUAAUUGAAGAAUUAUUAGAUAGGCGAUUAUCACAAAGACGGAAGAAGAAUCCCCGCUUCGGUUGCAAGCCGUGCGAUGCGAGGUUCCACAAAGUCAUCGAUUGGAGGAGACACAACAUCCUUAAACACCCAACGCCGGAGGGCCCUUACAGAUGUUGCGAGUGCGAGCGGGGCCCCGCCCACCAGACCCUGGCGGACCUCAGGGCUCAUUGGUGCACCCACGAGACAUACAAGUGUAAAAUGUGCGGUGAUCCUUUCAAGUCCCAGGGGGAGUUCCAGGACCACAUUCGGCUCGUCCACGCCUUCAUGUACAGCUGCGUCGACUGCGGCUGCAAUUUCCAUUCCUAUCGCGACUUCGUCCGUCAUUAUAAGGAGCUCCACGAGAAGAUGACGUGCGACUACUGCGGGAACACUUACACCAGGAAAAAGAGUCUGGAGACUCACAUCAAGCGCGCCCACCUGCCGCCGGUGUGCCGCGUGUGCGGCCGCUCGUACAAGACCGCGCACGCGCUCGAGUCGCACGGCCGGCUGCGCCACCCGGAGCUCUACUAUGACGUCACGAAGACCGAGCUCUCGUACUGCGUCGAGUGCAACAAGCAGUUCAACAGCGUGUACACGUACAAGCGGCACCUGAGCACCGCGUUCAUACACCGCCCGCCGAAGCCGGUCAGAAUCCCCUGCCCCGAUUGCGGAAAAGUGUUCUCCAGAAAGCUGUACAUGAACAACCACUACAGACUGUUCCAUACGACGAAGACUCGACACUACUGCGAGCCUUGUAACAAGUACUACGUGACGGCGUACGCGCUGAGGAACCACAAACAACGCAUCCACGAGAAAACCCUACCGCCGAAGAACAAGAUCUGCGAUAUAUGCGGGCGCGGUUUCAGCACCAACAGGGUGCUAAUAAACCACAGGCGGACACACACCGGCGAGAGGCCCUUCAAAUGCUCCCAAUGCCCCGCCGCCUUCGCGCAGAAAUACGCGAAGAAAUCCCACGAGCGAUCGCAGCACAAGAUAUUC